UGUAAAAAGAGUACUAUUUAUUUGGAUAUGUGUCCUAUAUAAAGCCAGUACCGAAGAUCAGGGAUCAAACUGUAGUGCACUCGUCCAGUUACACAGGUCUUACAACAAUCCAAUAAAAAUGAUCAAGGAACUCAUCAUCUUUGCCAUUGCUUUAAUCGCCGUUGCUUCGGCAUAUCCAACCGAUGGACCACAACCUGCGCCAAUUCCAAAUGACAAAGAAGGCUUGGAAACAGCUGAAUCUGCUUAUGGUGGAUACAGAGGUUAUGGCGGAUAUGGAGGAUACCGGGGCUACGGAGGAUACGGAGGAUAUGGAGGGUAUGGGGGUUAUGGAGGUUAUGGUAGAGGGUUUGGUGGAUACGGAGGAUACGGAGGUUAUGGACAUCGUCGUCAUGGCUUUGGUUUCUACGGAUAAACGCUCCAUCCUUUCUUUUAGAUGUAAUUAUCUUCUUUCAACACCAAGCAAUAUAUGAAUAUUUUUUUUUUGCAAUAAUAACAUUGAAAUA
Messenger RNA from Nicrophorus vespilloides, 503 nucleotides. RefSeq names its product neuropeptide-like protein 31. The record is from RefSeq and is a predicted model, not a curated record. NCBI's taxonomy places the organism in Eukaryota, Metazoa, Arthropoda, Insecta, Coleoptera, Silphidae. The transcript has 2 exons. Bases 119 to 412 code for a protein of 97 amino acids.